Coregonus clupeaformis (lake whitefish) is the source of this 1505-nucleotide messenger RNA. Its product is annotated as D(1) dopamine receptor-like. Gene Ontology annotation, biological process: adenylate cyclase-activating adrenergic receptor signaling pathway. The transcript has 5 exons. The record is from RefSeq and is a predicted model, not a curated record. NCBI's taxonomy places the organism in Eukaryota, Metazoa, Chordata, Actinopteri, Salmoniformes, Salmonidae. The coding region runs from base 186 to 1505 and encodes 439 amino acids. Gene Ontology annotation, cellular component: membrane. Gene Ontology annotation, molecular function: G protein-coupled receptor activity.
AGAGACAGGGAGGGAGAGAGAUAAUGGAAAGAGAGAGGAAAUACAUAUUGGAUUAACAAAAAAUCCCUCUCACAUUAAUCGGAAUACAGCGGGAUACGGUAUGGAGUCUAGUGAGCUAUUUUUAAGUGUGUUUGUCUGACACACUUUCAGCACCACUGAACAUCUGACGGUGGAACGGACGAGGCAUGCAUAACGCGAGCCACCGCCUGGCAGAGAACGAGAGCGAGCCUCAGCUGCCCGACCCACACACGGAUUUACCCGCCACUCGCGCACUCAUCGGCUGCGUCCUCUCCCUGCUCAUCCUUUGGACCCUACUGGGAAACUUCACGGUGUGCGCCGCGGUUCUGCGUUACCGGCACCUGCGCGCCAAAGUCACCAACAUCUUCAUUGUGUCUCUGGCGCUGUCGGACCUCCUCGUGGCGCUGCUUGUGAUGCCGUGGAAGGCGGCGGCAGAGGUGGUGGGGUUCUGGCCCUUCGGUGCGUUCUGUGACACCUGGGUGGCGAGCGACAUCAUGUGUUCCACGGCGUCCAUCUUGAAUCUGUGCAUGAUCAGCGUGGACCGCUACUGGGCGAUAUCCAGCCCGUUCCGUUACGAGAGGAAGAUGAACCGCCGCGUGGCCUUCGUCAUGGUCGGCGUGACCUGGACGGUCUCCGUGGUGAUAUCAUUCGUGCCCGUUCAGCUCCACUGGCACCGGGCUGGGAUUGCCGGAGGGGCGGAGGAGGCGAAUGGCGGCGUUGUCGAACACUGGAACUGCGACUCGAGUCUGAGUCGGACUUACGCCAUCUCCUCCUCGUUAAUCAGUUUCUAUAUCCCCGUGGCGAUCAUGGUCGUCACGUACACACGUAUCUACCGUAUCGCCCAGGUCCAGAUACGCAGGAUAUCCUCUCUGGAGCGAGCCGCAGAGCACGCACAGAACUGCCGCUCAGACCCACACGUACAACGGGCCCUGAGGUACUCCAUUAGGAAGGAGACCAAGGUUCUGAAGACUCUGUCUGUCAUCAUGGGGGUGUUCGUCUUCUGCUGGUUCCCGUUCUUCCUCCUCAACUGUGCCGUCCCCUUCUGCCCAGGUCCAGGUACAGCCUCUAGAACCUCGUCAGACCCUUCCCCCUCCUCCCAGCUGUACUGUGUCAGUGAAACCACCUUCGACGUCUUCGUGUGGUUCGGUUGGAGCAACUCUUCCUUAAACCCCAUUAUCUACGCCUUCAACACUGAGUUCCGCGAGGCGUUCCUCCGCUUGCUGGGUUGCCAUGGAGACAACGGGUGCUUCGGCGGCUGGACGACGAGCGCCACGCGCGUGGAGACCGUUGUCUUGGCGAGCAACGAGGCCGCCGGGACGGAGAAGAAGAACUCGCUCAACACAACUGAGAUGGGCGUGGCUUACGAUACCGGCUGUGGCGCCGGUAGGGGCAGUGUCACAUCUGGUGUAAUCCCCAACCCGGUUAGGGGGAGGGCGCUACCGACACCGUUAAUUGACAGUAGAGGAGCUGUAACGAGCGGUGUGUGA